AUGCAGGUGCGGUGGGCGGCGUGGGCGCUGGCGUGGUGCGCGUGCGCAGCGGCCGCGCCGGCCGAGCCACGCGCGCCGCUACCCACCGCCACCGCCGCCGCCGCCGCCGCGCCGCACGCGCCCGCCGUCGCUACGUGUGAACCACUCGUGCUUAAGAACACACCGCCUAUGCCAUCGAACGCGCGAGAACAUGAGGCAGCCGCAAUGCACACAGCGCGCGCUCUGGUGGAGCUGGUGCAGCAGGGCGUGGCGGACGAGGAGCGCGCGGCGGCGCUAGCGCGAGCAGCCACGCGCGCUCCGCUCUCACCGCCGCCUGCCGCCGUAGCUCUCGGCGCUCCGCAGUUACAUCUCGGAGUACUGUACAUAGCAGAACCUCCUAAACUAGUCGUAUUUCAACAAAACAAUUCCAUAACGUUGCGUCAGUUCUGGAGGACGUUGGCGUCAGCAUGGAAUGCGACUACAGCGGUCUGGUCAAACGCGUGGUUUUCCUGCGAAAAAGACGGCGAGGGUUGGUGGGGUGGAGUGGCUGCAGCUCGGGGGUCGGGUCCGGCGCGAUCAGCUGCGGCGCUAUUCCGGCGCUGGCCAUCCUUGCCGUGCGAAGAAGCCAUGAACGACUGGCUAGGUGGAGCCCCACUUUGUGAUGCAGCCACGACAGAUUGUGAAGCAACUCCUUCUUUUGGGUCCAACGAUCGAAGGAUAGAGUAUCGCUGUAAGUGCCAGGCUGGUCACUGGAGCGCUGGUGGUAGCGGCUGGCUGAGCGGCGCCACGCUGGCCGCAGACAACUCCGGUCCCCUUACCUGCACUCCUUGCGGUAUGGGCAGCGACUCCACCGCCUGCCUCGCUGACGUUUACCGUAUAGCUCUCUUAGCUGCCAACUUGGCGGGAAUGUUGCUCUGUCUUGUUAUUGGACUCAUCAUAUUUAAGAAGCGGAAAUGUAAAGCGGUGGCCAUGGGCAUGUGGACUGUGUUAGAAGUCGUACUUCUUGGAGCCUUGUUAAUGUAUGCUUCGGCGGCAUCCCAGUACAUAUCUGUGGCGAAGUGGCGCUGCAUAGCGGGCGCGUGGCUGCGGGAACUCGGCUUUGUGGCCUGCUACGGCUCCGUAGUACUGAGGCUCUGGGUGCUGCUCGCUGAGUUCCGCACAAGAAAAGCUCAUCGGUGGACACCGAGAGAUUCUGAGGUUCUUCGAGUGGUGGGUGCGAUGGUAUCAGGUGCGGCGUGUUACCUGGCGGCCUUCACAGCGACGGCAGCAUGUGAGGAGGACGCGGACGCGGGCUGUGCACGCGCCGCCUGGCACCACGUCACCGCCGCCGCAGAGCUACUGCUGCUACUUGCAGGACUACGAAUCGCAUAUGCCGCCAGAAACGCGAACGUUCCUUUUCAGGAGCGCGGCUGGUUGUCAGCGGCACUGGUGGUGGAGGGGUUGUGCGGAGUGUGGUGGCGCGGGGUCGCGUGGUGUGCGGCAAGCGCGGCGCCCGAGCGCUGGCCUGUGGCGGCCGCCGCGCGAGCUCAGCUGUCUGCCGGUGCCGCGCUCGCCUGCGUGCUAGCACCGCGGCUCUGGCACGGGUACCGUGCGCGCUCCCUCGCGCAAGAGGUAUCACGUCGUGGUCCUGCGGAAGGCUUUGGCGCGGAGGGCGAGGAGGAACCCACAUCGGAAGAGGUCCGCGCCGAGCUCAAGCGGCUGUAUGUGCAGCUGGAGAUCCUGCGCAACAAGACGCUGCGCCGCGACAACCCUCACAUCAGCAAGCGGCGCGGGGGACGCAAGCCGCCGCAUAGACGGUUCUCGCUACAGAAAAAGGGCAGUCGUGAAAAGGCUCUGCAGGCGCGGCGCGGCGGCAAGGGCAAGGCGGGCGGCAGCGCCAGCGCCGUGGAGGCGAGUGAGGCCGGCGACGCCUCGCGAACUCCUGAAGACUCCGUCUGCUCCGCCGAGGGCCCGAGCCAUUACACCGACGCCGACACGCAGGCGUGAUGCCCUCGAUGCCCCAACAGACCCCACUCUUAACACAAUCCCGUGUACUUUAACCAUACUUUUAGGGAAGUCUAAGGCAAUAACAUCUCCUUCCGUUAAGCAGUUCUGCUAUAGUCGAGGAAACGAGACGAUGCGAAGCGAGCAUAAAGCGGCCUCUCUCUUCCACAAAGUAAAAAAGAAAAAUAACAAUACAGGUUCAGAUCGACGUUCUGCUGGCAGUCCUCUAAGCGUUUCGGUCUGGUAUCUUAAUAACUUAAUGAUGAUAAAUCGCGCAAAUAUGUCUCGGUUUCAUUGAAUUUUAGUAGGAUAGUGUUCGUUACGGCUGUAAAAAUAUAUUUUAAUGCGAAUGGGGGAGUUCGUUAUAAGUUAAUAAACCUAUAGGGCCAGUACAAUAAAAUAUGAUGCCUACAAAAUUUGGUAUUCCAGGUUAGUGUCAAGAAGAACUGAAAUUAUUUUGUGUUUUUAUUAUUUUACGAUAUAUCUAUUGUCCAGUCUACGGUAAUCACGACGCUGUUAUACCCCCAUGUAGCUAUUGACGCAAUGACAAAUACUCGUACGUAAUUGGGGAACCGGUCAUACAACGGGCUACCUCACAAUCUGACAACAUUUUUAGACGAGUCACACAACACUUGACAUAGUUGUGAUUGGGCGCGGACCCCAAAUUAUUCUUAUAUCACCAGUAUAAUAAGAGGUGGAUUUGAGAAUGGUCCAUUAAAAAAUAUUAUAAAAGCCUUUAGGUUCGGAAUUGUUAUUGGUAUAAGACAACAUUAAUUAGGUGUUUGUAAAAAGUAAUAUUUUUUACGGAAUGUUAUUUGAAUCUUCAUUCAAUUUGAUAAGUAGCAAGCUGUCUGUCGAUGUAGAUCGGAGAUAGGAAAUGCACAAAGUAUGUAUUAAAGAAACUGAAAAGGGGCCUACUACCGUCCUAUUAAGUCAGUUUGGUACAAGUGAGGAGCGAGAUGCUGGUCUAUGUUGUAGCGCGCCAUCUCGCUUUCACAACUGCAAGGCAUACAAGAAGAUAUUGUAGUAGGCCCCCUGUUUAACUGUACAACACAAAGUUCUAGUCAAGAGAUUGAUAAGUUAUGUGUAAUGUUAAUAUAGUUUUAAUAUCGUUGUACUUUACGUCUUGUAGGAACGAGCAGUAAAUGUUUACAUUGUAUCAAGUCUUAUUUUUAUUAUGAAACAAAAGCAAUCUUUAUUUUUGUUUCUAAUCAAUUAUUAGUCUUGUCUUUAAUUAAAGAGCGAUUUAUGUGAAGGGAAGUAAGUGGGAUUUAUAGAGCCAGCAGAUGAGAUCAUGCAGUAAAUUAUACUAAUACUUAACUUAUUCCGAAAACUGGGAAAUGAUUUGUCUCAUUUAAAUCAAGACUUUUUUUCUCUCUUUGUGAAGAUUCUUGAAAAGUAAUUAAAAAAAUAUCAAAAAUGAUUCCAAAAAAUAUUGCAAAAUCCAGCACACUAUGAAUGGUAAGCUCUCAGAAUAAACCUAAAUUACUUCCCUCAUCACCACCGCAAAGACACAUUCAUAGUUCAUAGAAGUGAUUUGAUAUCUUUACCUAGUAUUUAUGUACUGUGUGUAACUGUGGAUGUCUCCCAGACUUCAUGUGUCGCUGUUCAAAUAGCUUCAUGUCCUUGUGUGACGUCACGUGGCCCGCCACCGUGACAAUGUCCCUUUAGAGUUGUCCACUUGUAAAUGUUCACAUCGACAGUCUAUCGAUAUCACGUUAGUCAGCUAAAUCUUAAACUUCUCAGUGUUCUAUACUCAUCGUGUAAGUUAUUUGUUUUAAUUUUCUAUGUUCAAUGUAAGCAGGAGGUAAAGUUUUCUCCGCUCUUAAUAUUUUCUAUAAACUCGUGUUUUUCGCUACUUUAGGCAUUCCAUCGGUUAUAGUUACAUUUUGGGAUAGAAAAUGAUCUAAAAUUUAAUCUUGUUCUUGUUUGAUGAUGAUUGAACUUUAUUGUAAUUCUUACUAAUAUACUCAGCCCAAGAUUUGUAAAAAGUGAAAGAUUUUGAGAAGAAAUAGCUAAAUCUAAACUAAGCGAAAUAUAUUGUGUAUAACUGGCGUAUAAAGAGACACUGUUAGUUAACUAAAGCGAGAACUGAUUAACUCUGGAAGUUUCCCAACUAUGUAUGUCUUCAGAUGUUCUCAUCAACACUUUGCUCUAACUCAGCCGCUUCACGACAGUCGACAACCGAUGGCUGACUUAAUCCUUAUUUUAUGAUUUCGAUCUUACAAAUUGUUACCGGUUCUAGGGAUCAAAAUAUUUUAGUUAUACAUAUAUUUAAUUUAACAUUAGCACGGGUACUAGUUUAUAUAAAUAAAUGUAAUAGUCAGAUGUAAUAUUUUAGAUCAUUUUUACGUGAAAAAUGCAAUUUUUUGGUUGUUUAUAUUUUACGUGAUCGUUAAUUGUGCAUAUUUUAAUUAGUGGUAUUUUAGAAGGAUUUGUAAAUAUGAAUGCUAACAGUUUUAUAGUACGAUACGCAUGAAUUUGUUUCAGUAUUUAAACGUUGAGCUUUGUUCAAUGUUUGUGGUGCGUGAGGCGAUAUGAGGCCAAAAAUAAUAUUAUUCAUAUAACAACAUAUUAUUUAUUGAAUAAAUGACAAUAUUCAUAAA
Trichoplusia ni (cabbage looper) is the source of this 4568-nucleotide messenger RNA. RefSeq names its product probable G-protein coupled receptor 158 (gene smog). NCBI's taxonomy places the organism in Eukaryota, Metazoa, Arthropoda, Insecta, Lepidoptera, Noctuidae. Bases 1 to 1965 code for a protein of 654 amino acids. Gene Ontology annotation, cellular component: membrane. The record is from RefSeq and is a predicted model, not a curated record. Gene Ontology annotation, biological process: G protein-coupled receptor signaling pathway. The transcript is spliced from 10 exons. Gene Ontology annotation, molecular function: G protein-coupled receptor activity.